AUGAGGCCGCGUCCCGAUGGGCGGGCGCUGGCGGGAGCUGCGCUGUCGCCCGUGCUGCUGCUGUUGCUGCUCCUGCUGCCACCACCGCCACCUCUGCUGGGACGCCUGUGGGCGGCGGGCACGCCAGCGCCUGGGGCUCCGCAGGAAGGUGCACUGGGCACUGGCCGCGUGAAGCGCGGCUGGGUUUGGAACCAGUUCUUCGUGGUGGAGGAGUACACGGGCACGGAGCCCCUCUACGUGGGCAAGAUCCACUCGGACUCCGACGAGGGUGACGGGGCCAUCAAGUACACCAUCUCGGGUGAGGGCGCAGGCACCAUCUUCCUGAUCGAUGAGCUGACAGGUGACAUCCAUGCCAUGGAGCGGUUGGACCGUGAGCAGAAAACCUUCUAUACGCUGCGGGCCCAGGCUCGGGACCGCGCCACCAACCGCCUGCUGGAGCCCGAGUCGGAGUUCAUCAUCAAGGUGCAGGACAUCAACGACAGUGAGCCCCGCUUCCUGCAUGGCCCCUACAUUGGCAGUGUGGCUGAGCUGUCCCCCACAGGCACAUCGGUGAUGCAGGUGAUGGCCUCGGAUGCGGAUGACCCGACGUAUGGCAGCAGCGCUCGGCUGGUGUACAGCGUGCUGGAUGGAGAGCACCACUUCACGGUGGACCCCAAGACCGGCGUGAUCCGGACUGCGGUGCCUGACCUCGACCGCGAGAGCCAGGAGCGCUACGAGGUGGUGAUCCAGGCCACAGACAUGGCAGGCCAGCUGGGCGGCCUCUCGGGCUCCACCACCGUCACCAUCGUGGUCACCGACGUUAAUGACAACCCGCCCCGUUUCCCGCAGAAGAUGUACCAGUUCAGCAUUAAGGAGUCGGCCCCCAUCGGCACAGCCGUGGGACGCGUGAAGGCUGAGGACUCGGACGUGGGUGAGAACACGGACAUGACUUACCACCUCAAAGAGGAGAGUGGCACUGGUGGCCAUGUGUUCAAGGUCACCACAGACAGCGACACUCAGGAGGCCAUCAUCGUAGUGCAGAAGCGCCUGGACUUCGAGUCCCAGCCGGUGCACACGGUGGUCCUGGAGGCCCUCAACAAGUUCGUGGACCCCCGCUUCGCUGACCUGGGCACAUUCCGCGACCAGGCGAUUGUGCGCGUGACGGUGACCGACGUGGACGAGCCCCCCGAGUUCCGGCCGCCCUCCGGCCUCCUGGAGGUGCAGGAGGACGCGCAGGUGGGCUCCCUGGUCGGCGUGGUGACUGCGCGGGACCCCGACGCCGCCAACCGGCCCGUCCGGUAUGCCAUUGACCGAGACUCGGAUUUGGACCAGAUCUUUGACAUCGAUGCGGACACAGGUGCCAUCGUGACGGGCAAGGGACUGGACCGUGAGACUGCCGGCUGGCACAACAUCACGGUGCUGGCCAUGGAGGCAGACAAUCAUGCCCAGCUCUCCCGAGCAUCCCUAAGGAUCCGAAUCCUGGAUGUGAACGACAAUCCCCCAGAACUGGCCACUCCCUACGAGGCAGCCGUGUGUGAGGACGCCAAGCCAGGCCAGCUCAUCCAGACCAUCAGCGUGGUGGACAGAGACGAGCCCCAGGGUGGGCACCGCUUCUAUUUCCGCCUGGUGCCUGAAGCUCCCAGCAACCCUCACUUCUCUCUGCUCGACAUUCAAGACAACACAGCCGCAGUGCACACGCAGCACCUGGGCUUCAACCGGCAGGAGCAGGACGUGUUCUUCCUGCCCAUCCUGGUGGUGGACAGCGGGCCGCCCACGCUCAGCAGCACGGGCACGCUCACCAUCCGCAUCUGCGGCUGCGACAGCUCCGGCGCCAUCCAGUCCUGCAACACCACGGCCUUUGUCAUGGCCGCCUCCCUCAGCCCCGGCGCCCUCAUCGCCCUGCUGGUCUGUGUCCUCAUUCUAGUCGUGCUGGUGCUGCUGAUCCUCACCCUCAGGCGCCACCACAAGAGCCACCUGAGCUCCGAGGAGGACGAGGACAUGCGGGACAAUGUCAUCAAAUACAACGACGAGGGUGGCGGCGAGCAGGACACCGAGGCCUACGACAUGUCGGCGCUGCGGAGCCUGUACGACUUUGGCGAGCUCAAGGGCGGCGGCGACGGGGGCGGCGGCCCGAGCGGGGGCAGCCCCGCGCCCGGCCUGCCCUCCGAGCGCCACCCGCUCCCAGGGCCGCCCAGCCCGCCGCCGGACUUCUCGGUGUUCAGGGACUUCAUCAGCCGCAAGGUGGCGCUGGCGGACGGGGACCUGUCGGUGCCGCCCUACGACGCCUUCCAGACCUACGCCUUCGAGGGCGCGGACUCGCCCGCCGGCUCGCUCAGCUCGCUGCACAGCGGCUCCUCGGGCUCCGAGCAGGACUUCGCCUAUCUCCGCAGCUGGGGCCCGCGCUUCCGGCCCCUGGCGGCGCUCUACGCCGGCCACCGCGCGGACGACCAGGCCCCGGCCUCCUAG
This is a messenger RNA of Myotis lucifugus (little brown bat), 2445 nucleotides long. It is a transcript of the gene CDH22, whose product is annotated as cadherin 22. Gene Ontology annotation, biological process: adherens junction organization; cell morphogenesis; homophilic cell-cell adhesion. The record is from RefSeq and is a predicted model, not a curated record. Lineage: Eukaryota; Metazoa; Chordata; Mammalia; Chiroptera; Vespertilionidae. Gene Ontology annotation, molecular function: calcium ion binding; cadherin binding. Gene Ontology annotation, cellular component: catenin complex; adherens junction; plasma membrane.